Messenger RNA from Armigeres subalbatus, 2511 nucleotides. RefSeq names its product alpha-N-acetylglucosaminidase-like. The transcript has 4 exons. The record is from RefSeq and is a predicted model, not a curated record. Bases 235 to 2493 code for a protein of 752 amino acids. NCBI's taxonomy places the organism in Eukaryota, Metazoa, Arthropoda, Insecta, Diptera, Culicidae.
AAAUAGAAUUGCAGAGUGGCAGAAUUUCGUGUUUAAAUAAGAAUCUUUAAACUUAGAUAAGCAUUAUCCGAAACAAAACAUUGAUUCAUUCUCGCUUCACGAGAUUCCACUGACUGUCUUAAACCGAAACGAAAUUGCUUAUUCCAAACACAAUCACUCCAUUACUGAUAAUUGAAUAGAUUGCACCCACCAGCAGCAUAUUCGAGUGCGAUCGUACCGACUGCGCCAUUAGCCAUGGCGGCCUCUCAGUGGCUAGUGUUGCUCGUAUUUGCCGUUUAUGCUUCGAAUAUUGAAGCCAAUCCUAUUCAUAGUGAGCAUAUUUUGAAACAUGUUAGGACGAAAACUUCUUCAGCUGUCCAAAGCAAGGCUACGCUGGAUUUGAUUGGACGUGUCCUGCCGGAGAGAGCCAGUGAGUUCGAGGUAGUGAUUGAUGACACGCUGAAAGUAAAUUCAUUCAAGGUUUUCAAGACGAACGGAUCUAAAACAGUUGUUAUAACAGGAUCCAGUGGUGUUUCAGCGGCUAAGGGCUUUUAUCACUAUUUGAAAUAUUUCUGUGGCUGUCAUGUCUCGUGGGAUGGUGACCAACUAAACCUUCCGGAUGUAUUGCCAGAGGUGAAUGUGGAAGUACAAGCACCUAGCAGUGUUGUAUAUUAUCAGAACGUUUGCACCUGGUCGUACUCAUUUAGCUGGUGGACUUGGCAGGAAUGGCGUCGCCACAUCGAUUGGAUGGCAAUGCAGGGCAUCACCCUAAGCUUGGCUCCGUUCCAGGAGGAUCUUUGGGCUGAAGUGUACCUCGAGUACAACAUAACCCAACACGAAAUAGAGGACCAUCUUUCUGGACCAGGAUUUUUUGCUUGGCAGCGCAUGGGAAACAUCCGAGGUUGGGGAGGACCGUUGACAGAGAAUUUUAUAAAAUUCUCUCGAAAACUUCAAAAUCAGGUGGUACAGGAGAUGCGAAAACUGGGAAUGGUGUUGGCCUUACCGGCAUUCGCAGGUCAUCUGCCGGUGCAGUUCGCUGAACUAUAUCCGCAAGCCAAACUUGUACCUGUCGAGGUCUGGAAUAAUUUCCCUCCCCAGUAUGCGAGUCCACUGUUCUUGGAUCCAACCGAUCCAUUGUUUCUUGAAAUAGGACAACGGUUCCUCACCAAGGUAAUCGAGCGUUACGGCACCGAUCACAUCUACUUCAGUGAUCCCUUCAACGAGAUCCAACCGCAAAGCUUCAGUGCGAAGUACUUGUCCAAUGCUUCGACUGGCAUUUACAGCGCGAUGUCCAGCGUGGAUCCUUUGGCAGUUUGGCUGCUUCAAGGCUGGAUGUUUGUUAAGAACCCAUUCUGGAGCGACAUGGCCAUUCGAGCUUUUUUGACUGCGGUGCCUAUAGGCAGGAUGCUUGUGCUGGACCUGCAAUCGGAACAGUUUCCGCAGUAUGACCGAACAGAGUCUUACUAUGGGCAACCAUUCAUUUGGUGCAUGCUGAGUAACUUUGGUGGAACUCUGGGGAUGUUGGGAUCCGUAGAUUUGGUGUUUAACAGAAUCCGUGAUACGAGAAUGAAUGACAGCAUGACUAUGAUCGGAACUGGCAUUACGCCGGAGGGAAUCAAUCAGAACUACGGAUUGUACGAGUUUGCGCUGGAGAUGGGUUGGUAUACAGAUAUCUAUGACAUCAGACAAUGGUUCAAUACGUACGCUUCAGUUCGAUAUGGAAUCAAGGAUAAUCGAUUAGAGUUCGCUUGGUACAUUUUUCAGUACACUGUUUAUUCCUUCAAAGAAUUGGAAAUGAUGCGAGGCAAAUAUAGUUACAAUCGUAGACCAAGUCUCAAGCUUCAUCCUUGGGUUUGGUACAACGAAACCUUUUUCAACGAAGGAGUUCAAUUACUAAUGGAACCACGUUUAGAUGGAGCUUUAUAUAAGAAUGAUGUUGUUGACCUUACUCGUCAGUUUUUGCAGAACACGGCUGACCGAUUGUAUUUAAGCAUAAUGGAAGCUUAUGCUUCCAAUGACGUAAAAUCUGUGAAGCAUUUAUCCACUCUAUUUCUAACGCUUUUGGAGGACAUUGAUCGUUUGCUUCGUUCCGACCAUCAUUUUCUUCUUGGACGGUGGUUAAAUGCAGCCAAAGCACUAUCCCGAACUAGCUUGGAAAGGCAAAAGUACGAAUACAACGCUCGAAUCCAAAUAACACUGUGGGGACCACAAGGUCAAAUAAUUGAUUAUGCAAACAAACAGUGGGCGGGAGUUGUUCAGGACUUUUUCCUGCCUAGGUGGAAAUUGUUUCUGAGUGAAAUGACAAAUGCAAUGGAACAGAAUAGAACUAUCAACGAAGGAAAGAUACGGGACAAAAUAUUCAAAACAGUGGAAUUGCCAUUUUGCACCAGUAAUAAACGAUAUCCGUCAGAACCGGUGGGCGAUUCAUUGCAAAUAGCUCGGGAAGUAUUUGAAGCUUGGAGUGAUCGAGCUGUGCGAUUUAAGAAAUUGCCUACAAAACCAAGAAGAAUAUAAAUAUUGAUACGAAUCGAA